Messenger RNA from Musa acuminata AAA Group (dessert banana), 354 nucleotides. Its product is annotated as trimethyltridecatetraene synthase-like. Lineage: Eukaryota; Viridiplantae; Streptophyta; Magnoliopsida; Zingiberales; Musaceae. The transcript has a single exon. Gene Ontology annotation, molecular function: oxidoreductase activity, acting on paired donors, with incorporation or reduction of molecular oxygen; iron ion binding; monooxygenase activity. The coding region runs from base 1 to 354 and encodes 117 amino acids. The record is from RefSeq and is a predicted model, not a curated record.
AUGGAGAUACCAUCGUCGGCCAUAUACUUAACCCUUGUCCUAGUUUUCACACUCCUCACAGGCCUCUACCGCGGCCGCCGCCGCCACAAACUCAACCUCCCACCUGGGCCGAGGCCGUGGCCUGUCAUUGGCAACCUCAACCUCAUUGGUCCUCUGCCUUACCGCUCCCUCGCCGCCCUCUCCCAAAAGCACGGCCCACUGAUGCACCUCCGCUUCGGCUCCUUCCCGGUCGUCGUCGGCUCCUCCGUCGACAUGGCCAAGUUCUUCCUCAACACCCAUGACCUCUCCUUCGUCUCUCGCCCUAAGACCAUCGCCGGCAAGUACACCGCCUACAACUACUCCAACAUCAACUGA